This is a messenger RNA of Cercospora beticola, 2204 nucleotides long. It is a transcript of the gene TFA1, whose product is annotated as transcription factor TFIIE subunit TFA1. Gene Ontology annotation, biological process: transcription open complex formation at RNA polymerase II promoter; transcription initiation at RNA polymerase II promoter. Gene Ontology annotation, cellular component: transcription factor TFIIE complex. The record is from RefSeq and is a predicted model, not a curated record. Lineage: Eukaryota; Fungi; Ascomycota; Dothideomycetes; Mycosphaerellales; Mycosphaerellaceae.
CGCUUCACUGCGCCGUGUUGACAAAACCGACCCCGCCGCUCUUUCGUUUUCUGCACAACCAAACAUCGCCUUCAGAGCAUCCGUCCACCACGCACCCAUCCAACAGAAACAGAGAUACUGCCAACACUACCACCGCUCCUCGUCGAUUCCCAUCACCAUGGCCGACCUUGCUACGGAGCUGAUUCGCACUGUGUCGCGUGCUUUCUAUACCACCGACCAUAUCCUGGUUGUUGAUGCGCUUAUGAAGCACUCGACGUUGCAGGACACCGAUUUGGCCCACGUCCUUGGUACCCAGGUGAAGCCACUGCGUAAGGUCUGUGGCCGACUGAGGGAAGACGGCCUCAUCGCUGUGCAGUCUCGAGCAGAGCGCCGUACUGACGGUACGGGCGGCUACUAUGGUGGCGCACCACAGCAAGGGAAGGAGCGAUUGACGAACCGUGACUGGUACUACAUCAACUACCACCGCGCAAUAGACAGCAUCAAGUUCAGACUGCACAAAUUAAGCAAGCACAUCGAGUCACAAGGCGCGUCGACUACCGAGAAGAAAGAUCUUCGAUGCUUAACAAAGGGAUGCGGGAGAUCGUAUACUGAACUCGAAGCUAUGGACAAUCUUGACCCAAGCACCGGCUCUUUCCUUUGUGCCAAGUGCGGUGCAGCACUCGACCCCGUGGACGAAGAGGAGCGCGCCAACGAAAAUGAGAGCAUGAAGCGGAUGAACCAACAGUUUGCCAAAUUAGUUGAGCUCAUGCAGAAAAUCGACGCUGCUGCCGUACCGGAGAAUGACUUCGAAACUGCGUUGAGCAAGCAGAUGCCAAUCGAGAAGACUGACGCUCAUCCUGGUACGCGUACUGAGAUUGUGGACGUGCCAAAUCGUAACCUGCAAAGCACCAAGGGCCUUGAAAUCAAGCCUGAGAAGAUCGCGGUCGAGCUCAAGGAUGAUGAGGACGUUAAGCGCGAGAAUGCCGCAGCAGAGGCACGAGCUAGGAAGGAGAGAGAGGCAAGACAGAACGCCCUACCGGAAUGGAUUUCAAAGUCUACGAUCUCCGGGGACAUCACAGCUGUCGGCGCCAAAGAAGAAAAGCAACGUCUGGAACGCGAGGCACAUACUGGUGGUCUGCCGAAGGACGAUGAAGAUGACAAGAAGGUCGUUAAGGGCGAUAGCAAUGACAUGGACGCAAUCUGGAAGGAACUUGAAGCACUGCAACAGAAAGAGGCCCAACUCCGGAAAGCCGAGGAAGACGAGGAGGAUGAUGAUGACGACGAGGAAGAAGACGAGUUCGAGGACGUCGAGGGUGUCGCCGGCACGCCUGCAGCUAACGAUAACAACAAUGGCGCUACCAGCACAAAUGGCGCGAACACACCAGCGAACGUGGACAGCAGUAAUGCUACUGAAGACGAACGUGAUUCAAAGCGCGUGAAAGUAUGGGCGGCUUCAAGCAGCUCUGCUCUUCCAAACGGAGCCAAGACCCCAGCACAGGACACUCCAGCUGCUAGUGAUGCGGACGAUGAUGAUGAGUUGGAGUUCGAGAACGUCUAGGAGCGUUUGAGGAAGAAGUUUUUCCCUAAAGGAACACUUUUCCCACCUUGCACACCAUCACUUUCGAAGUCGGCCGCAAGAAGCCCACGCACCGAUGGCUGGGGCGGAGUUUACACACCUUAUCAGUUUUCGGACGACUGCAAAAACUCUGCAGACCCAUCUGAUCUCGAACCUACCCCAGUUCGAGGCCCAAACCCACAGCCGGACGCCUCGCAACCCGAUGGCAUCACGAACGGAUAUACAAAUGGUUACACAAAUGGUCACGUAAGUGAUGAUACGGAGGACGACGAAGAAAAUGGUACAAGUCGUAUGAGGUUCUGGGACGACCUCACCCCGGAACAGCAGGCCCGCCUCUCACGAGAAGAGGACAAGUGCCAACCUUGCAUUGAUGCCGAGGCCAUGUGUUUCUGGUAUAUCGGCGGACCUCGUCACCCGCCCUGCUACCGCUGCGCUGAAGAGAUGGCAGAACACUGUCGUGUACCGGGAGCGUGAUAAACUCACUCUUUGAUCACAGCACCGGACGUGGCUGCAUGUUUCGGGGUGCCUCCAUUUUAGAAGCAUUGUCAUUCGUAGCACAGAACAACACGUUCACCAGAGUAUCGACGCGAGAAUAGCGUUAUCGCAAAUAUAGCCACGCACUCGUUUGCGCAAUGCAUGUUUAUGCACA